Penaeus indicus is the source of this 1233-nucleotide messenger RNA. Its product is annotated as polycystin-1-like protein 3. The record is from RefSeq and is a predicted model, not a curated record. NCBI's taxonomy places the organism in Eukaryota, Metazoa, Arthropoda, Malacostraca, Decapoda, Penaeidae. The transcript is spliced from 2 exons. The coding region runs from base 1 to 1233 and encodes 410 amino acids.
AUGACGGAGCCGCAGACGCCCCAUUGGGGAAGAAGAUCGGCAGUUGGCAACGUGGCUCUAAGGCCGCACAGGGAACGACCCAUGGUCGUUGCUCACCUAAUCACCGAUGGCGUCUUCGUUUCGGUGCUCUACUGCUUCCUCAACACCGAGGUGCGCCGAACGCUGCGCAAGCGCUGGCGCCAGUACCUGAUGCGCAUGGGCGGCUACCCUCCGCUCCACCAGCGGAAGAGCACGAGGAGCACCAUCAUAGUGUCGUCGUCGCUGUCCAUGCGCAGAACCACCCGCAGCAGCCACAUCCCGCUGACGCCCUCGCCCUCGCUCCACCCGUGUCAGCCAGGCCUCACCGCCGUCAGCAACUUCAGCUCAUCACUGGAGCACACACACGUCGUGCUGAUGCCGUCGGCGUCCUGCGACUCGCGCUCACUGGCGCCCCUGGCGGCUGACGCGCCAGCCAUCGUACACUGCGCGUCCGACUCGUUGCUGACCGUCCACGCCCACCCAGACCCGGAAUCAGCCGAGGGCGACGCCCCUGGCUCUCCUCCCAGUGGACUCAUGCCCGUCCGAGUCGCUAAAGAUUCCCCGUCAACCGUCCAUGUCCCUAACUCAUCAUCCUCCGAUCACAUCACAUCUCAUUGGCUGUUUAGUGACUCACAGGCCGCCUUCACCAGUACCCCUGAUUUGCCCUCAGCCGUCCAUGAUACUGGCGACACAGGACCAACUAUUCACAGUUCUGCUAAAUCAUUAUCAAACGUCCACACCACCACUGACGCGCCACGUGCUAACCACACCUCUACUGACUUAACAUCAUCUAUUCAUGAUCUCGUCAAACCAGCAUCAAUUGCUCACAUUACUAACGACACACCAGUUAAAGGAACCGACGAGUCUCAUUCACCUGUUUACAUUGACUCUCCAUCAAGUGCUUGUAUACCUCCCGACUUGCCAUCUGCCGUCCACACUGCUACUCCACCAGCUGCCACCACCGCUAGUUUUGAUUCACAACCAGCUGUGCAUGCUUCUCGUGACUCUCCAAUAACUUUACGUACACCUGCUGACCUAACAAAAACUAUCUAUGGCCAGAAUGACUCACCUUCACCAGUACAAACUGAUACUAACUCUACCGCUACUGACUCAAAAUCAGUCCUUUGCACUGCUGCUGACUUGAGAGGGACUGUUAGCACCACUAAUGAGUCGUCAUCAUCUCUCCCAUCUUCAUCCGAGUCACCCUUAAAGUGA